This is a messenger RNA of Ascoidea rubescens DSM 1968, 1363 nucleotides long. Its product is annotated as NAD(P)/FAD-dependent oxidoreductase. Lineage: Eukaryota; Fungi; Ascomycota; Saccharomycetes; Ascoideales; Ascoideaceae. Gene Ontology annotation, molecular function: (S)-2-hydroxyglutarate dehydrogenase activity; (S)-2-hydroxy-acid oxidase activity. The coding region runs from base 36 to 1283 and encodes 415 amino acids. The transcript has a single exon. Gene Ontology annotation, cellular component: mitochondrion. The record is from RefSeq and is a predicted model, not a curated record.
GCUUUGCUUUUGGCUGUGCACAAUUUCCCAGACUGAUGUUAGCUUAUAGAAGAUCAAGGAUCUUAAAAACUCUAACUUCCAAGUCGGCUUCUCUUUUUUCGGUUUUCCAGAGCUUCUUUUCAACCACUGCUACUUUGCAGGCAGAUUAUUCUCAUGUCGUGGUUGGUGGUGGAGCAGUUGGUCUAGCAGUUGCUUCCAAGUUAUCUGAAAACCCUUCCAACUCUGUUUUGGUUGUUGAAAAGAACUCAAAAAUUGGACAGGAGACCUCAUCGAGAAAUUCUGAGGUGAUCCACUCUGGAAUAUAUUAUCCAAUUGAUUCAUUGAAGUCAAAAUUAUGUAUUCGUGGUAAAGAUUUGAUUUAUUCUGAGGCAUUGAAGAAUGGCGUUGAAAUGGAUAAAUGUGGGAAAUGGAUUGUUGCUCAAACUGAUAAGGAAGAUUCAUAUUUAGAAAAUUUGCAUCUUAAAGCAAAAGAGUUGAAUGUUGAAACCCAGUUUGUCCCAUUAUGGCAAACAAAAAUGAUGGAACCAUCUAUUAACGCCAACAGAUCGGUUUUAAACUCCCCUUCUACCGGUAUUAUAAAUGCUGAUUCAUUGAUGAAUUAUCUUCUUGGAAAAUUUGAGAACAAUAGUGGAGAUUUAGCAGUACAUGGAAAAGUGAUUGGUUUGUCAUUUGAAGGCAAUGAAUAUAAAAUCACUGUUGACUCAACUGAAUAUUCGGAUUCAAGUUCAUCUCAAAUCACUCAAAUUUCUUCAGAAAAUUUGAUAAAUUCUGCUGGUUUGAAUGCAGUCGAAAUAUCUAAUUUAUUACUACCUGAGUCAAGGCAUUUAAAGGCCUAUUAUGCUAAGGGAAAUUAUUUUUCAUUCAAUAGAAAUUUUCCAAAGGUUUCAAGAUUGGUUUAUCCAGUACCAAAUGCAGGUUUGUCAUCUUUAGGUACUCAUUUGACAAUUGACUUGGGAGGAAAAAUAAAAUUUGGUCCAGAUAUUGAAUGGAUUGAGAACCCAACUAAUUAUAAUGUAAAUGAUAAAAACAUUGAAACCGCAUUUAAUGAAAUUAUAAAAUAUUUCCCUAAUAUAAUGAUUGAGGAUUUAACCGCGGCCUACAGUGGAAUAAGACCAAAAUUAAAUGAUCCUAAUGAUCCAAAUACAAAGGGGAAAUUUCAGGACUUUGUUAUAAAAAAAGAGGAUGAUUUUCCGGGUUUUGUUAAUUUAUUAGGCAUUGAAAGUCCCGGACUAACUUCUUCAAUGGGUAUUGCUGAGUAUGUUUAUGAUUUAUAUCAUAAAUAGUUUAUUAUUUAUAAUGAAAAAAAAAAUAAUAUUUCUUAUAGGAAUUUAAUACAAUAUUUGUCGUGUUGAUUAAAAGCGGC